Messenger RNA from Triplophysa dalaica, 1589 nucleotides. It is a transcript of the gene zglp1, whose product is annotated as zinc finger GATA like protein 1. Gene Ontology annotation, cellular component: nucleus. The coding region runs from base 129 to 1352 and encodes 407 amino acids. The transcript has 5 exons. Gene Ontology annotation, biological process: oocyte development; spermatogenesis; regulation of transcription by RNA polymerase II. Gene Ontology annotation, molecular function: zinc ion binding; sequence-specific DNA binding. Lineage: Eukaryota; Metazoa; Chordata; Actinopteri; Cypriniformes; Nemacheilidae. The record is from RefSeq and is a predicted model, not a curated record.
GUGAGACUCGCGACACCUGCGUGUGACGUCACGUGACAUUCAGUGUCCUGAGGCGACAAGAAAUGGUGUCAAGUUUGUUUAUAAAACUUCUGUGAAAGUUUAUCGCGUCUCAUUGUGUUGUGUAAAAGAUGAGCUCGAAUGCACAGGACCUUACAGAAGACAUACAGCAUCAGCAGGUCACGUCCACAAUCCUCUACCUGCUUCUGGAGGCCACCAAACUCACUCCACAUGCAGGUGACGAGAGCUCAUCGUCCUCAACGGCACCCAGAGAGACGUCCCGCCACAGCCACGUCCAUGAAGACUCUUCAUCAGACUUCACAGGCUCUUUCUCGCUGGUGCGUGAGUCUGAUAGCAGCAGUGCAUGGGAGGUGAUGCGUCUGAUAAAUCAGCAGUGUGAGUGGUUACUGCGCUCUGGAGAUGAAGAGCGGACUCAAGCCCACGCCGCAGAGACUCUGCUAAACCCGUGCGGUGACCCCAGCGCCCAGAGUCCCUCAUCUGCGGCCGUCCACAGCGUUCAGCCCACACACGUGAGCGGGGAAGAAGAAAUAAAAGAAGCCGACGGCCUGGCUGAGCUUAUGAUGAAGAGCAAUACAGAAGAGAACAUCUGUCUGAGUGAAAACGCAUCCACGCUGCAUGACGUGUCCAGAGAUGAGUCGCAUGACAGUGAAUGUGUUGCCCUGUACGCCGGCUCUGAGCGCACUGACCCCGAGAUCUGCCCCGUGGAUUUCAUCUCCUGUCUGGUGUCUGAGCGAGACGCUGAUGACCUGUGGCUUCCUAUCAAUGCUUAUGAGAGGACGCAGGCUCACAGGGAACCAGCGGACAUCAAUAAUAACCAAUUGGAGAGCCUGCAGAAAGACAUCCAGGAGUCAGGCAGGCACACGCAGAGGAAGCAGCCUCAUCCCGCCCGGAGCCCCGAUCCUCAGGACCCUGAUGUGCAGGGGGUCACGUUCAGCAUUCACCCAGAGGUGGACACCAGCACGGACCGGUGCAAGCUGGUUAUCACCUCCAACUACAGUGAGGAGAUGAGACGCCUGAGAAGACCCAGGAGCGGCCGCUGUAGAUCUCUCCAAACCUCACAGAGGAGCAGCAGCUCAGAGGAGGAGAGCGACUCCUGCAGGGUGUCCCGAGGUAAAAUCUGUGCGUCCUGUCUCACGAGAAAAACUCCGCUCUGGAGAGACGCUGAAGACGGGACUCCUCUCUGUAACGCCUGCGGGAUCAGGUAUAAGAAGUAUCGUGUGCGAUGUCACCAUUGCUGGAAUAUUCCAAAGAAAGACGCCAAGAGCAACUCAAAGUGUUUGAAAUGUGGUGAUGUUCUCCGGCUGAACUCACAGCAGAAAUGCGGCGGCUGGUAGGACAUGUGCUCUCACUGUUUGUGGUCAUGUGGUGCUUCAUCUCAUCUGACGGACGGUUAGUACAGUGAUGUGUCAGAAUCUGAAACUGACAGCGCACACAAAUGUGUGUCAUUCUCCGGAUGAACUGGUGUCAAUUUUGCUCUUUGACAGAUUGUGACUGUUUGUGACGUUGUCCUUUUAUAUGACCCGUGUUUGUUUGUUUCAUUUGAAGUGUUAUUUAUGUAGAUUUAUUUCUAC